AUGGCUGAAGCAAUCGGAUUAGCGUCCAGCAUUCUAGGUCUAGCGGUUUUUGCUUAUGACACAAGCAAGUCAUUAUAUGAAGCCAUUUCAAGUUACAAGAGCCAGCGAAAAACCAUCAGAGAUCUUCAGACUGAUAUAAGCUCUCUUGUCACUAUACUUGAAUCAAUCCAAACACAGGCACGAGACUCACAGGACGAUAAGAGGUUAAAGCCCCUUCAACAGCCAUUGGAAUGUUGUUUGGAAACAUGUCAAGAAAUGCGUAAAGCGCUGGAUAUGUGUACUAAACACUCAGGGGAAGGACAGAAUAGUAUUCAGGAUUGGCUCAAGAUGCGAUAUCAUGAAAAGAGUUUUGAGGACAUGAAGCAACGGCUCGCCAGUUAUAAAUCGACACUUAGUAUUACUUUUGACGCGAUCAAUAUUCGCGUUCAAUGUAGCACAGAAGAUUCAUUAAAUGAUCUGAAAGACUCGAUCCAAGGUACCAAAGAAGAUUUGGAAGAUCAACUGGAUCAAGUGCGAGAAACUAUCAGUUCUGCGGAUGUUUCAGUCCAAGGAGUCCUUCAAGCUGAUCAGACUCAUUUGCAAAAAAGUCUUGAGAGUCUUGAGCGGGCCCAGUGGGUUAUAAGUACAACUCAACCUCAAGUCAUUAUCAAGAGCAACCGAGCUGUUCAAGGCAGCCGCGCAAUCUUUGGUACAGAUGUAUCUCAGCCAGAGUUCAGCAUGAAUGUGUCAGGUAACGAGGCCGGUUUAGGUGCUGUAGUCUCUGCUGGGGUCCAUUCACCAGAAACGCUUCAAAAGCUGCUUGGGGAUUCUCGGACUCAAAACUUCGCACUCUUACUCCAAGCACUACAGACUCAACCCCAAAGCACAAAUGCUUCCGCUCUGCAAAAUCUUCUACACAACCUACAACUUGGGCCGCCGGAAGGGAACCAUGCUUCAAACUUAGGGAUCUCAGAAAAUUCCAAUCCAGAAGUAUUAUCCAGACACCCGUACGAUCCAUCGGGCCAAUACAUGGGGAGGUAG
Messenger RNA from Aspergillus wentii DTO 134E9, 1020 nucleotides. RefSeq lists its product as uncharacterized. The transcript is spliced from 2 exons. Bases 1 to 1020 code for a protein of 339 amino acids. Gene Ontology annotation, biological process: cell surface receptor signaling pathway. NCBI's taxonomy places the organism in Eukaryota, Fungi, Ascomycota, Eurotiomycetes, Eurotiales, Aspergillaceae. The record is from RefSeq and is a predicted model, not a curated record.